Messenger RNA from Athalia rosae (coleseed sawfly), 3352 nucleotides. RefSeq names its product sodium/nucleoside cotransporter 2 (gene CNT2). The record is from RefSeq and is a predicted model, not a curated record. The transcript is spliced from 12 exons. The coding region runs from base 1176 to 2969 and encodes 597 amino acids. NCBI's taxonomy places the organism in Eukaryota, Metazoa, Arthropoda, Insecta, Hymenoptera, Athaliidae. Gene Ontology annotation, biological process: nucleoside transmembrane transport. Gene Ontology annotation, cellular component: membrane. Gene Ontology annotation, molecular function: nucleoside:sodium symporter activity.
AUUCAUACGUAAUUUGAACUUGAGAACCCGAACUCAACAUUCAUGUCUCCCUUUACUAUCGAAAAUAUUCUACGAUUCGUAUGAUUUUGUGUGACCCACCAAUUCACGGAGAAUUUUAUACUUUCGCGGGCUGCGCUCGAGCGCUCGCAAGUUGGUUUCCAUUUCUACCAACGCGCUGCGCAGUUAGCUAGGCUUUCUCGCAGUCAAAAAAGCUUUCUUGGACAAUGUGAUGGAAUCGAGCCCUGGCUCGUGUGGUGCGAUAAAGCAUCGAAUUGACGCCAUGUGAGGUGAUAUGAGCGUCCAUGAUUUGCCGUAUAUUGUUGCCCAUUGUUAGCAGGUGUUCAACUAUUUAUCGGCACCUCUUAAAAAUAACCCUUUGAACUGCUCAGCCGACCUACCCCAAUGCAGUAAUUUUUUUAGGGAAUAUCCAUGUAACCACACGAAAGGUAUACCUGUAUGUACGAGUUGAACGGUUAUACAAUAUAACACGUUGUACACUCGGGGAGUUCAAUUCUGAUUCAUAUUUGACACGAGAAAAUAGUAGGGCUUUAUUGGUCCGGAAGCAACUUCGGAGAGUUGAACAUCGAAAUGUCGUUUGCAUUCAGGAAAAAAAAAAUGUAUUCAACGUAAAUUCGGUCGAGUCUUUUCUCCCAUUGCAAGCUCCGACCGAAUACUGAAACUUAUAGACCAAAUGUACUUCUUACUUUGCGUUUGCGCUAAACGUCGUACUAUUAUCGCGAUGAGCAAGAACGUGUAAGAAUUAAAUAUCGUAUAGAUGCGUAGCCAAUCAUUAUCUUUUCAGAACUCGUCAGUCGACUCCUAUCUUUCAAGAGUUGAACAUCCGUAUUCGACAGUUGUUUUGUUUCAGCUCUGAACGAAGAGUGAAAUAAUAAAUGAAAUACUACAGAUAAAUCGAAAUGAAAUAGUUGAUCAACGAUUUGAUUGAUUACUCAAUGAUUAAAUGAAUUCAUCGCCGGUUGUUCAUUUACAGAACGGUAGAAAAAUGUGAAAUUUGUUUCACCUCCGAUCAUAAAUAUCUUAGUGUUUUUCCAGGUGUCAUUAAUAAAGUAAUAAAAUACUGCUGUACAGUUGUGAAUCUAUCGAACGGUAUAAUAAUUAAAAGUUCGUGACUCGAUAAGGCAAAAUAAGUGUCGACGACGAUCAUUACAUUCGGUAUGUCUGGAGGAAUCGAGAAUAAAUCGUUUACCGUUGAGGGAAAUGAGCUGCACGAUAUUGGAAAUGGAUCCGAACUUCGAACCGCGAGUCAAAACGCGCAGAGUCAUGAAGAAUCCAUCGGAGACCGAGACUGGUUUUCUUCAAGCCGAAACGCCAUAGGGUCGGUAAUAUCGAAAAAUCCCCGGACGAUUAGGUGGGGGUGGAUUACAAUUUUGAACGCUGCAGUCGCCGUGUAUUUUGGUUUCGCCACCCGGUACUGGUACAUAACAUACGGGUUCUGGACGGGUCAAUGGUGCAAUGGUUAUGGCAUGCUCGUUAUCCUCCUCGCUAUUAUUUAUGGGAGUUUAUUCUACUAUCAUAUUGCCAAAAGAUUUUUCGGUAAAACAAUCGCCGGAUGUUUCAGACCGGUUUUGAAAUGCUGCAAAAAUGUUAAUGAAAAUAAAUACGUGAGGCGAUUUGGGAGUGCAAUAUUUUACUUGAUCGUGUUUGCAGCCGGUAUAGUGUUUCUUAUUUUCGAUACUAUAGAUUCUCGCGAUCGAUUGAUCAGCCUGUUGGGAGCUUGCAUUCUCAUUGCACUUGGUUGGAUUUUCUCUAAACAUCCAGGACGCGUAAAUUGGACUCCGGUCCUCUGGGGUCUUAUUCUCCAAUUCGCUAUCGGAUUGUUCACCAUACGUUGGUCAACCGGAAGGGAAAUUUUUCAGUGUAUCGCCGACAAAAUGACGAUAUUUUUGAGCUAUGCGACGGAAGGUGCCAUCUUCGUAUUCUCCAAGGAAUUGGUUUCCGAGUAUAACGUCUUCGCAUUCGCUAGUCUCACGGUCGUAUUCUUCUUCAGUUUUAUCGUUCAAAUUUUAUAUUACGUGGGAGCUAUGCAGUGGUUUAUCAUGAAGUUAGGUGGGCUACUCCAAAUCAUUAUGGGAACCACCGUCUGCGAAUCGAUCAACUCCGUAGCCAACAUAUUUCUGAGCAUGUCCGAAUCACCGCUCCUAAUUAAGCCGUACAUUCCUAGUUUAACACAUUCGGAAAUGCACACAAUCAUGGCUUCCGGGUUUGCGACCGUUUCCGGUACCGUUUUGCUGGCAUACAUUAAUUUCGGUGCCGAACCGGCACAUCUGCUCAUCGCGUCGGUGAUGUCGGCACCAGCAGCGCUUUGCUACUCGAAAUUGUUUUACCCGGAAGUAGAGGAAACAAAGACCAGUCGAGAGACGAUCGCCCCGCUGAAAUCAGAUGACACGAGUCUUUUGGACGCAGCGUCGAAGGGUGCUGUUACUGGAAUCGCUUUGUUUUUAGGAAUAAUCGCCAAUGUCAUCGCAUUCGUUUCAGCGAUAGCUUUUUUGAACGGGAUAAUUUCCUGGCUGGGAGGUCUGGUCGGUUAUGAUUUCAUUACUUUCGAUUGGAUGCUCUCGAAGGUCUUCAUACCCCUAGCUUGGAUCAUGGGAGUUCCGUGGGAGGAGUGUGAAAUGAUAGCGGGACUGAUCGGUCUGAAAACCGCUGUUAACGAAUUCGUCGCUUUCCAACAAUUGGGACAGUACAAAAGCGCGAAAAUGCUCAGCCCAAGGACAGAAGCAAUAGCAACGUACGCGAUUUGCGGGUUUUCCAAUCCCGGUUCGAUCGGUAUCAUGAUCGGAGCACUCACGAGUAUGGCGCCGGAGAAACGAACCCAAAUCACCAGCGUCGCCGUUCGAGCUUUCAUAACCGGAAGUGCCGUGUGCUUUUUGACAGCCUGCGUAGCCGGUAUGCUGAUGACAGACGAAUUCUACAGCGCGGUGGCAAUAAAUUCUACGAGCACCAGCUAACGACUCGUCUUAUUGAGGAAGUGAUUAUGAAAUAAAUCACCUUGCAUCGCAUUCUACCUGACAUUGCGUUUCAUACGACGUAAUUCUUCUGCAAUUUGUUCAGCAGCAUGUUGCUGUGAAUCUACAGAACACGUCUCUCUCUUUUUCAUCUCUUUGUUUGUUUUUGUUUUUUUUUUUCUUUUUUUCAUUGUAAAGUGCAUGCGUAAAGCUGCGAAUUUUGUCAUCCAGCGGUGAUAAAUUAUGUCGGACUAUUCGCUGCUGCUGUUUUGCCCACAUUCCGUCACUUCUACCCAGUUUUUGAACGUCAUUUAUUUUCCCUCGCUCGUGUAGAAAACGAAUCCCUUGUAUUUUAAAAAUUAUAUUCUUCUUAUUUUAUUACAGAA